AUGAACGGCAGAGCUAAAACCAGGCCCCCAGUCUCCGGCAGCCCCGUUGUUCCUGACUACGGUAGCGGUUGGGGUGACGACGGGGCGGGGGGAAGUGACAGUGAAUCGUCAGUAACUCCUGCUAGAGUGACCAGAAGAACUAGAAAAGAUUCAACAUCUAGUAUAGAAAAACUAGAGGUAACAUUAGCAAGUAAACCCAGCAACAUUACGGAAAUCAUAAUCGAAGAGACUGAGAGUAGUUCUGUAAAAUCUGAUGAAACUGUUAAGGGCACGGAAACAACUACUGAAAUCAGCCCUACAAGGAGAAGCCCUAGAAUAAAAGAAAAGAAACAGGUGGUAAAAAAAUCAACUAAAAAAACUGAUAGUAAAAGUUCCGAGGCUGAAGAACUGAAUAGAAGCUCAUCUAAAGAAAACAUUGAAUCAAAUGAAAAUCAAUCUGAAUUUGAGGUAAAAGAAUCAGAAGUUGUCGAAAGUAAAAGUGUAUCAUCUCCUGCAAAAUCCAAACAUAACAUAUCCGACUCUAGUUUACUUUUGAUCAAAGAACUGAAUAAUAUGCCUAAAAAGAAUAGUUCUAAUUUGAAUAAAACUACAUCAGCUUUAGUUGAAAAUGGUUUUAAAAGUAAGAGACAAAGAACAAAGUCAUUGGUAGUGUCCUCAGACACCCAUGUCGACGAGGGCAUGUUUUACAGUGAUAAUGAGAGUGUAAAAAAGAAGAAUAGUAAGAAACAAGCCUUAGACAAAAGCAAGAAUGAUUCUGUGAAUUUGGCUGAUGGUGUGCUAAAUACCACAUCAACUGAUACACCUCUCAUUGAUCAAGAAUUGCAAAAUAACACAUCUGUUCAGCAAAACCUAGAAAAUGAAUCUUCAUUCUCAACAACAAAGAUAAGAAAAUCAAAAGGUUCUAAGACUCCUAAUAAAUCAUUGAAUUCGUCAAAUAAUGCAGUGGGUGCUGAAACUGUCAGUCCCCGAGGUAAUAAAGAAAACAUUCCAGAGGAUUCUAUAGAAACCAUAAAGAUUUUUGAAAAGGCUCCUACUACUAUUCUUUCAUCUACUGUCUUCUUUGAAGAUUCUGAUACAGAUUCUAAAGGAAAAGGCAAGAAAAUACCAAUAGACACUGAAGACCAAUGUGUGCCAGUAGUUGAUAAUAAAUUAGUAGAAGAACAGAUAACAGGUCCAUCUGAAAGUAACAAGCAAGACAACAAUGAUUCUCUCUUAAUAAAAUAAAUACUAAGAACAUAGAUAUUGAUGAUGGCUGUGAACCUAUGGAU
This is a messenger RNA of Ostrinia furnacalis (Asian corn borer), 1268 nucleotides long. RefSeq names its product microtubule-associated protein futsch-like. The record is from RefSeq and is a predicted model, not a curated record. NCBI's taxonomy places the organism in Eukaryota, Metazoa, Arthropoda, Insecta, Lepidoptera, Crambidae. Bases 1 to 1224 code for a protein of 407 amino acids. The transcript is spliced from 3 exons.